CUUUUUUCGUGUACUCGAGGGCUGUUGUGUCUGUUGAAGAUGCUUUGCGCAGAUCUGACGACUCCGGCGCACAAUCUCUGACAUCAUCAAGAGUCAUCACGGUCAACAUUUUCAUUAAAACCUCAGUGCUCUAACGUUGCCACAGGACCUCACUUGUCAUAUUGGCCGGUCUUUGUAAUUGUUGAAAUACUGACGAUAAUUCCACUGGAAGUUUUCUGGACACAAAACAUGACUUCGGAUCAGCCAAUUCUACUCGCUGCAGUGUCGUUAUUGUCUGCUCUUCACAUGGGUUUUCUGGCAAGGCGUGUGGGCUGGUCUAGGAUGAAGCAUAAAGUCAUGCCACCUUCUGUUACUGGACCCCCUGAGUUUGAAAGGACAUUUCGUGCCCAUCAGAAUAGUGUUGAGUUUUACCCCAUCUUCUUGGUGGUAUUGUGGAUCUCUGGUAUUUUUUGCAAUGAAGUAUUUGCAGCUCUUGGUGGACUUCUGUAUAUUGUGGCAAGAGAGAUGUAUUUUAAUGGCUAUAUAAAUGAAUCAAAGAAAAGGUUGCCAGGCUUUUACACGGUGAUUUGUGUUUUGUUAUUCUUAGCUGUGAUGGCUACACUUGGAAUCAUUCAAUCAUUCUUGCAUGAAUAUCUGGACGUCAAACUUCACUAGAGAAAAUUAUAUUAUUUUAACCUUCAGUUACUCUUCUAUCCGUUGCCCUCUUUAACAAUAAACACCAAGCAUUUUUUAUUUUCAAAUAUGUAGAUCAAAGUUUUUUGGGUAAUUUAAGUAUAAUUUUUUUGUCUCAUAUUCUUUUGUAGGAAAUACCAAAAACAUGAAUGUACAGUAUGCAGUUAAUAUACUGUAGUGCAUUAACAACAGUUACCAUCAAUGCAAUUUUCUUUAUUAAAUGCAAUAAUUAUAUUAUAAAGUUACAAAUAGAAAACGGGAAUAAAAAAGUAAGUGUAGUUAGACAUCUGUGUUAUUUCUAGCUACACAAUAAAAACUGAUAUAUAAAUAUGAAA
This is a messenger RNA of Triplophysa dalaica, 1007 nucleotides long. It is a transcript of the gene mgst2, whose product is annotated as microsomal glutathione S-transferase 2. The record is from RefSeq and is a predicted model, not a curated record. The coding region runs from base 229 to 654 and encodes 141 amino acids. The transcript has 6 exons. Gene Ontology annotation, biological process: leukotriene biosynthetic process. Gene Ontology annotation, cellular component: nuclear envelope; membrane; endoplasmic reticulum. NCBI's taxonomy places the organism in Eukaryota, Metazoa, Chordata, Actinopteri, Cypriniformes, Nemacheilidae. Gene Ontology annotation, molecular function: leukotriene-C4 synthase activity; glutathione transferase activity; enzyme activator activity.